AUGGUAAAGCGAAAGAGUCUGGGCCAGGCGCCUGCGCCCAAGAAGCGCAAGGCCUCUCCUGACACAGACGAGGAGAUCGAAGCGUAUGCUGCUGCGUCGACGCUCGUCGACCCGAUGAUCGACCCUCAAUUCAGCAGCGACGAGGACGACGAUGACGAAGAUGAGGCCAUGGAUGCGGACGACGACGAUGGGGUAGAGGAGUUCGAUGGGGAUGAGGGCGUUGAGGAGUUGGAUGGCGAGGAGGCUGCCCCGGUGGCGGGCCCAUCGCGCUCGCGCGGACUGUACAAGGCCCCGACGCUGGCUGAGCUCGACGAGCUGCGCGCUGCAGAGUCGGCCGGCGGGACGACGUUCGCGCUCCAGCUCGAGUCGCUCUUGUCCUCGACGCUACUGUCCUCUGUCCCCGCGACAGCGCUUAAGAACCUCCUCGGCGCCGUGCACGACCUCGUACACGCGCUGCCCUCCCUCCCGACCGUGGCGCCGCGCAAGGCCGAGGCGCGCCUUGGCAAGGGGAGCAUCCCGUUCCCGGGUCCUGCAGCGCUGUCGCCUCUCAAGGGCGAGCCUAAGUGGACACUCGGGUUCACAGCCCCCGCCGAGGUAGUUGUUGGUGGCUCGUGGGCCGUCUGCGGCGGAUACAAGACUGGCAAGGGGCGCGCCGGCAACGUUGACAUCAUCGUCAUGAUGCCUCAGGACAUGUUCUCCGCCAAGGACCGCACGGCGUAUCGCUACUUCCACAAGCGCGCGCACUACCUCGCCGUCAUUGCCGAGAGUCUCAAGAAGGCCUCUAAGAAGGGUGGGCCGCUCGCCGGCGUCACUAUCCGCUGGGACAACGUCGAUGCGCAGCGGCCUAUCGUAGUCAUCGAGGCUGGUAAGGCACAGGGAUUGAAGCAAGCCCUCGAGGUGCGUAUCCACGCGUCCGUCCCGGCCAACACGUUCCCACUCGCGACGUUGUACCCUUCGAAGUCGCUUGUGCGCGGUGACGACUCUGGGCCGACUCCGCUCUGCAGUUCCGCCAUCCUUCUCGACACGCUGCAGAAGGCGCACCUCCUCAAUCUCCAUCAGUUGAGCCAGGCGAUGAGUGGCGAGCGCACCGUCGACAAGUUCCUCGCAUUGUGGCGCAUCUGGGCCGCACGCCGUGGGCUCACCCGCGCCCACGGGGCGAGCGGGUGGUUCGCUGCCAUGCUCCUUACGUGGGUCGUUCAGGGUGCGGACGUCGGUGGCAAGGGCGGUUCCCGUGUCGCCACGAAGCGCGUGCGCGGCCUCGGUAAGGGCCUCGGCGCAUGGGGCGCCCUCCGCGCCGUGUGGGAGAUGCUCGCCAACACCGACUUUGAAGCAACCCCCGUGUUCAUCGCCGGUGAGCAGGCCGUACCCCGCCCCGAGUUUGUCGGCGCUUUCAGCGACGUCCUCGUCGACCCUACAGGAACCGUGAACCUUCUCGCUGGGUGGGAGAAGGGCGAUGUGCAAUUGCUGCGUCACUACGCUCGCGAGACACUCGCAAUGCUUGAGGAUUCGACGGCCGACCACUUUGCCGAUGUUUUCCUCCAGUCGCAGACGCUGGGUCCCGCCUCGUUCGACGAGUACAUUAUCGUUGACGCGUCCGAGGCCAAGCUAGACGUCGACGCCGUGCAGGCUGCUGAGGACCCUCUUCGGAUCGACCGCCUCGCGCGCCGCGCGGCAGAGCUGAUCCGCCGCGGCCUGACCGACCGCGCACGGCUGGUCCACACCCGCGUGCUCUCGCCUACCACGUUCGCAGUCGGUCUCCUCCUCGACGGUGCUCAGGCCACUCGCGUGCUCGACAUGGGACCCGCCUCCGACAACGAGGCUGGGUGUGCUGCGUUCCGCGAGCUGUGGGGCGAGCGCGCCGAGUUGCGCCGGUUCAAGAACGGCGCGAUCGCAGAGUCUGUCGUGUGGUCCGUCCCCCGGCCCGAGGACGCUGCUCUCAUCCCUUUACGCGCAGUCCAGUGGCUGCUUGAGCACCACCUUGGCGCGUCCACAACGCCCAUCUCGACGUCUGACCGAUGGCUCUCGAUCCUCCAGGUGCCCGAGAGCGUGCGCGACGCCGUCAACACCAAGGGCUGCGAGAAGCUCGGCUUCCGUCCCAUGAUGGAGGGGUAUGACGCGCUCUACAGCCUCCUCAAGUCGGUCGACUCGGAGCUGCCUCUCGGAGUGCUGCACGUUGCGCCCGCCUCCGACCUCCUGCGCUACUCAUCCACAUUCGUGCCGCACCCGCUCGACGUUACCCGCGCUGCCGCAGCGCCCGAGUACCUCGGCUACGUUCCUGUCGCCGAGGUAACGUUGCAGUUCGAGUCGUCGCCACGGUGGCCUGAUGACCUAGCUGCGAUCCAGAAGCUCAAGCUCGCGCUGUUCGAGAAGCUGGCACGCGUGGCUGAGAGUCGGCUGCGUGGUGUCAAGGUGGCGAUCGCAUUCGACGCCGACGCUACCGACAUCGAGGACCAGGCAUCUCUCGAGGUGCUCAUGCCCCAGGGUGUCGCGUUCCGCGUGCGCAUCAGCCACGACCGUGAGGCGACGCUGCUGCAGCGCGCACUCGAGCCUCCAGCCCCAGGACUGCCGAACCAGCUCCCCAAGCCGCCGCGCCGUCUUGUCGUCCCCGCGCUCGCAAAGUGGAAUGCACGCUUCCAGUACGCGCCGACGCACCACGCGUCCCUCGCACCGAUGCACCACCGCUUCCCCUCUUUCUCGACCGCAACACGUCUUCUCAAGCGCUGGGCGGCCGCACACAUGCUCACGGAGGGUGACGUACAGCCCGAGGCCCUCGAGCUGCUCACAGCGCGCACCUACCUCGACCCCGGGUCACUGGCGCCGCCGGCCUCCGCGACGGCAGGAUUCCUGCGCACGCUCGCGUUCCUCGCAUCGUGGGACUGGCGCUCGGCCCCGGCCUUCAUUCCCCUGGCCGCGGUGACGCGCGACGCGGCGAGCGCUUCCGGUCGUCCACGCUUCGACGCCGAUCUGCGCGCGGCUGCAGUAGCGGCGUUCGAGAAGGCCCGCAGUGUGGACAAGGACGCCCAUACCGCGUGGGCGCUCGUGACGGAGGCCGAUGAGGCGGGUAAGCGCUGGACUGCCCGAGUCGGCCCUCUGAUCGCCGGCCGUGUCGCUGCGCUCGCGCAGGCGACGCUCGCUCUUGUGGGCGGUGCAGUGGAGGUCGGCGAGCUCGACGUCGCAUCGCUCUUCGCGACGCCUCUCGAGCACUACGACGCCGUCCUGCCCCUAGUACCCGGCACACGUGCGGCUGAGGCGCUUGACCCCGAGCAGCGCCUCUGGGAGAGCACGUUCAGGAACGUUGGGGAGCGUGACAUUCGUCUCGGUUUCGACCCCGCGUCCCUGCUCGUCGCCGACAUCCAGCAGGUAUACGGCGACGCGGUCCGGGUGUUCCACGACGCGCAUGGCGGACGUGCUCUCGGCCUGUUGUGGAACCCAACGCGCAGCGUACCACGCGCGUUCAAGCCGUUCCUCGGGUUCAACACCGCGCCGGCCGGGGGCGAGGCGGCGCUGGUGGUCUUGAACAAGGAGGCGGUUGUCGCGGAGAUUACACGGCUGGGGCGGGGCAUCGUCGCGGCCGUGGAGAAGUAG
Cutaneotrichosporon cavernicola is the source of this 3585-nucleotide messenger RNA. RefSeq lists its product as uncharacterized. The transcript is spliced from 3 exons. Gene Ontology annotation, biological process: rRNA processing; tRNA export from nucleus. The coding region runs from base 1 to 3585 and encodes 1194 amino acids. Lineage: Eukaryota; Fungi; Basidiomycota; Tremellomycetes; Trichosporonales; Trichosporonaceae. Gene Ontology annotation, cellular component: UTP-C complex; CURI complex; small-subunit processome. The record is from RefSeq and is a predicted model, not a curated record.